Messenger RNA from Dentiscutata heterogama, 352 nucleotides. Lineage: Eukaryota; Fungi; Glomeromycota; Glomeromycetes; Diversisporales; Gigasporaceae. The record is from the annotation of a GenBank genome assembly.
UAAAGAACAAUAUAAAGAUAAAAAUAUUAUUAUAAUUAGUAAUAAUUCAGCAUUACCAAAUAUUUUAAAAUAUAAAUUUUAUAAAUGGGUGGCUAAUAAUUUUAAAAAAGGAGUUGAUGUCAUUACUGAUGAAGAAUAUGACAGAAUUUCAGAUACGGAAAGAGAUGAAAAAUUAACUGAAUUUACACAUAUUGAAUAUGCAGAUCUUUUACAGCAAAUUUUUAAAUAUAUGAAAACUAAUAAUAUUACUAUUGAUGGUCUUACUUCAUAUAGAGAAGUUUCACAUAUUAUCGAUAAAGUUAGACAAAAGAUUAGUAGUAAUGAAAGUAAAUUUAAAAAUAAAAAAAAAUAG